AUGGGCAUUAUUGAGGACAUUUUUAAGGCCUUCUGUCUACGCCGUGGUGCUUGGGGCAUCGUAGACAUGAAUUGGCUUUUGCCGCAGUCGGUGUUAGGGUCGUUAGAUGUCGAUCCACAAAAAGUAUGUCGUGAAUCAACGCUUCUCUUGUGCACUGGCGGCGACUCCGGCGCCAGCACGCGAAACGUUGUCUCCGAAUUGCUGCUUAACGCUGCCAAUCGAGCUGCUCUCGAAGACCUCUCGGUAUUCUACUUUCGUCCGUGUGAGCUUGUCAAUCUAAGCCAAUUGCACAUUCACGGCACGCCGGCACUCGACUUCUCCUCUUGGGACUGCAUCCGAUUUAUGUACCCCAGUGCAGAUUCCCUCGUGCGCUACUUCUGUCAUUUUCACCAAUGCAGACAACUUCCCGAUCUGAUUGUUAUUGAACAACUGGAUCGCAUAAUUAAUGCUGACCCCGGCAACUUCGCGAGUAGUUUGUAUUCCCUGACCUGUCUACUCACUGACGCCCUCGCGCACCUCCGAAAUGCAGCGUCGGCACAGGACCACGGAGUCGAUUGCCACGUUCUCGUGAGCUGUGCUCUGACACGUGACCUCUGGCGUGGCCAAUCACCUCUCUCCUCGCAACCUCUUCCGCAUGCCCUCGCACAGGCCUGUGUUUUCACUUCUGAAGGAGAUGACAGUCACUUCUCUAUGGCCGAAUCCCUGGGCGCUUUCGAGUUCAAGCUGUUUCUACGCCAGAACGAGAUAUUCUUUUCGUCCUUCCUCUCAAACAAUACCUUUCUGCGACUGCUUGAACCCGUAGCAUGCGUGUGA
Mesocestoides corti is the source of this 813-nucleotide messenger RNA. NCBI's taxonomy places the organism in Eukaryota, Metazoa, Platyhelminthes, Cestoda, Cyclophyllidea, Mesocestoididae. The record is from the annotation of a GenBank genome assembly.